Messenger RNA from Equus quagga, 735 nucleotides. Its product is annotated as protein FAM187B-like. The record is from RefSeq and is a predicted model, not a curated record. NCBI's taxonomy places the organism in Eukaryota, Metazoa, Chordata, Mammalia, Perissodactyla, Equidae.
AUGGUACUCCUGAAUCUCUGGCUACCAUUGCUGGCCACCCUGUGGCUGCUUAGCCUUUCUCUCCCCACUCUGUGGGGCCAGGUAUUAAUCAGCUGUGCCUACAAGAGUCUCUGCCAGCGGGCCCGACUCUUGGGCAACGAUGUUGUCCUUCACUGUGACCGUCCCAAGGCACUCUGGUACUUCUCUUCCAUUCUGGGGGAGGAUCCCUUGCUGCUGUCCUCAAUGCCUAACGUAAAGAAACUGCCUCAGGGCAGCAUCCAAUUGACCAACCCUCAGCCCUCCCAGACAGGCCUCUAUCACUGCCAGGACAAUGACAGUGCUCUCGUGGUGGAGUAUGAGAUUGACUUCCAAGAUGAGCAUAUUACGCACAAAGGCCUCCGCCAAAAGCCCCUGAAGAAUGAGACCCGGAGGCUGGGUGGCAAUGUACUCAUCUUCACCCACUGGGAGCCCUGGCAGGACUGUAACCGCUGUGGGGAGCCAGGUGAGCGCAAACGCCUGGGGUACUGCUACAUCCAGGAGCCCCUGGAAAAACCCAUGCCCUGCUGGCUCUAUCUGAGAGAGGAGAAGGUGCCAUACAGCCGCGUGUGGCCUGAGCUGCAGGUGGAAGCCUGUCUUGUACCCUGCGACUACGUCAAGGAAAUCACCCAGCCAUACUUCACCUUUGACAUUUACCAGUUGGGCAAGCUGACCAACAACAUGUGGCUCACCUGCCCCUUGGCCUCCAUCUACAGGUGA